Molecule: messenger RNA, 1305 nt
Organism: Spodoptera litura
Lineage: Eukaryota; Metazoa; Arthropoda; Insecta; Lepidoptera; Noctuidae
Product: gustatory receptor 5a for trehalose-like
Biological process (GO): detection of chemical stimulus involved in sensory perception of taste; sensory perception of sweet taste
Cellular component (GO): membrane
Molecular function (GO): sweet taste receptor activity
Source: RefSeq, a predicted model, not a curated record
AUGGCUUCAAAACUGUUCCUAAAGACCCUGAACAUGGAGAACAGACGGUUUAACAAACGAGAGAUGUGUGGGUUUCACGGGACCGUCCGUGGGACGUUGCUCUGCAGUCGAGUGAUGGGACUAUUACCACUCAGUGGGCUUACUUGUCCCACUAGUCAUAAAUUGAGGUUCACGCUCCGCUCGCCGUACACGAUGUUCUACGCGAUCAGUCUCUUUGGGCAGGUAUUGAUGUUCAUCAUGACUUUCUGUUGGGUUGUGCUGAACGGUAUCUCCUUGGCAAAUAUGACGAAUUCAAUAUUCAACACGUCUAGUCUAGUAUCAGUUUUGAUACUGAUGCACAUCGGUCGGUGCUGGCCUGCACUAGUAGCGAAGGUGGAGUCUAUCGAGUGCAAACUACCUCCGUUCACGAGGAACGUCGGGGUUAUGAGCAAUAUUACUACGAUAUUUAUAUUUACUGCUGCUGUAGUGGAACAUCUUUUGUCAGUAUACUAUGGAUUAAAAGUGGCGUGUGCCUGCGACAUUAAUAAUGUUGGUGAGACUUAUUUUCGGUUCAGCAUGCCAUGGAUUUUUGAUUAUACACCUUACGCUGCGUGGAAAGGAGCUCUUAUUGAGAUUUUCAACAUACAGUCGACAUUCGUGUGGAGUUACAAUGACCUGCUGAUUAUGAUCAUAAGCAUAUACUUGACGGAACAUUUAUUGGUACAUAACGAGCUCCUGAAGAAAGCUGUGGAGCAGGAACAUUUUCCCUGCCAAGUAUUUCGCUCUCAAUACUUGAAGAUCGUUCAUCUGGUGAGGUUAAUUAAUGGUCAGUUCGGUAUUUAUAUACUGACCUCGUUUGGGAGCAAUCUGUAUUGGAUCUGUACGCAACUGUUCUAUAGUCUCAGUCGAACACAGACGGGGCAUUUUAUCGCAUGCUCGUUCAAAGAGCCGGAAGGCGCUAAUGCAGUUCACAUGUUUGAGAAUCAUCCGAUAUGUUCCUGGAUGUUGGAUGACAGACGAGCAUUGAACGGUCUAGAACAUUCGAUAUACUUCACCUACUCCUUUUCAUUUCUGUUGGUUCGAACUCUGAUGGUGCUGCUGUUGGCUGCGAGGAUCCAUUCUAACUCCAUAGCACCACUGUAUGUCCUGUAUGGGAUUCCCAGCUCUAGGUUUCAUGUUGAGGUGGAGCGAUUUAUAGCACAAAUAAAUAAUCUGAAAGUGGCUAUGAGUGGACUGGACUUCUUCUAUGUGACGAGGACUAUGAUUCUAACUCUUCUUGGCACAAUCGUGACGUAUGAGUUGGUAUUGCUGCAGUUCAACAGGUAA